GGUUUUCUGAUGGAUUCAAAUGACAAUUAACAGUCUAAUUGACCAGUUAACAAAUUACCCUAACUACGUUUAUGGGAUUAUUUUUAUUCUUAUACUAAUAAUAGUUGGGUUAAUUAUGAUGGAAGCUCGAUGUCCAGAUAUAAUUAAUUGUACUCAAUCAAUGGCCAACGCUUUGGUUGAAGGAAUAACAAAUUCAUUUUCUUCUUUUGAUUGUAAAAGUAUGAACGAAUUGGUUCCUUCCAAUGAUCCAGUGUGGAUUUUGGGUGAAAAGUAUAGUUCCCUUCAUGAUAUGGAUGGAAUCAAAGACGAUAUUAGAUCAAAAUUCUGGAUCAGUUAUCGACGCGGUUUCCCAAGGAUUGAUGGAACCGGACCAACUACCGAUUUCGGCUGGGGUUGUAUGCUACGCUGUGGUCAAAUGGUUCUCAGUCAAGCACUGAUUGUUAAACACCUUGGUAGACAUUGGAGAUGGUCAAGUGAUAAAAAUAAGCUCAUUUCCAAUGGUACAUAUCGAAAGUAUUUGAAAAUUUUAAGCCACUUUCUUGACCGAAAGGCUUCAACCUACUCUAUUCAUCAAAUUGCCCAAAUGGGUGCGACUGAAGGUAAACCCGUUGGUACUUGGUUUGGACCGAAUACAAUUUGCCAAGUGAUCAAGAAACUUGCAGCAUUUGAUAAAUGGGAUAAAUAUGCUGUUCACGUUUGUACAGACAGUUUAGUGAUAAUCGAUGAUAUUAAAAGUACUGUCCAAGAAUCGGUCAACGAAAGUGGACAAUCAGAGGGUAAAAAUUGGCAGGAUUUGAUACUUUUUAUUCCCGUUCGAUUGGGACUAAAUGAGAUAAACUCUGGUUACUUUGAUGGUAUUAAAAAUUCAUUUCGCCUUCCCCAAAGUCUUGGCAUAAUCGGCGGUCGGCCCAAUCAUGCCCUUCACUUUAUCGGCUACGUGGCCAAUGAAUUAAUUUAUUUUGAUCCUCAUACAACCCAAUCAGUUAUUGAUCCUGAACCUUUGGUUGACAUUGAUGGUAAAACUGAUGAUGACCUUGUCAAUCUUGAUUUCGAUGAUUCCACUUAUCAUACCGAGAACGCUUUCAGAAUGACACUUUCUCAACUUGACCCUUUGGCACUUUGUUUCUAUUUUCGAUCCGAAGAAGAUUUCGAUUCCUGGUGUAAUCUGGCUCAUAGUCUCUUCGUGAAAAAUGUUCCCAUGUUAAUCUUUGAAAUCUUCAAAGAGAAACCUUACCAAACCCUUAAACUAUCCGGACAAUUAAGCCAAGAAGAUUAUGAUACUGGAACAAUCAAUAUAACCGAAAAUUCUCCAGAAGAUGAAGAAAAAGCUGAUGAUGAAGAAGAGGAGGAAUUUGAAAUAUUAUCCACAGAAUGAAUAAUCUUCAUAUUCACAUCAUUUUCUAAUCACCUGUAGAUCAUCACAUCAUCACUAAUCUCUCUCUCUCUCACUCACUCACUCUCUCUUUUUACCCUCUCACACCCAUGAAAUAAUCAAACUUUAAACAAAGAAUUUUUUUAUAAUCAGAACUUUGUUCUUAUAUAUUUUUGUCCCAUGAAAAAAAAGAUAACUGUUUGUAUUGAAAAUCUAUUGUAAUAUCAACUCAUGAAAAGAAAACAAAAGAAAACGAAAGAAAAUUGAAAAUGUAAACACAAUUUGUUGAUUUUAAAUAAAAGAGAAAAAUAAUUGUUUCCAUUAAAUCAAUAAAACAA
Panonychus citri (citrus red mite) is the source of this 1710-nucleotide messenger RNA. It is a transcript of the gene Atg4a, whose product is annotated as cysteine protease ATG4B-like. The record is from RefSeq and is a predicted model, not a curated record. Gene Ontology annotation, molecular function: protein-phosphatidylethanolamide deconjugating activity. NCBI's taxonomy places the organism in Eukaryota, Metazoa, Arthropoda, Arachnida, Trombidiformes, Tetranychidae.